This is a messenger RNA of Trichoderma breve, 516 nucleotides long. Its product is annotated as putative oxalocrotonate tautomerase enzyme domain-containing protein. The record is from RefSeq and is a predicted model, not a curated record. NCBI's taxonomy places the organism in Eukaryota, Fungi, Ascomycota, Sordariomycetes, Hypocreales, Hypocreaceae. The coding region runs from base 1 to 516 and encodes 171 amino acids. The transcript has 3 exons.
AUGCCACUUUACGAGGUCCAACAUUAUAUCCCCCUGUCAUUGGAGGAACGCAACAAGUUCGCAAAGGAAAUCACAAGAAUCCAUACGAGAGAGUUCAUUACACCGAGCCUUUUCGUCAAUGUUCAGUUCACCGAGCUAAAGGAAGGCUCCAGCUUUAUUGCAGGCGAGGAGAAAAAAACAAAUCGAGUCAUUGCUUUUCUCCGGGGCGGCCCAAGGACCCGAGAGCAGUUCGUUGACGUGACCAAACAAGUCAAGAAGGCUUGGGACGAGAUUAUGAAUGAAGGAAAGGCUGUGUGGGGAGAGCGUCAGUUGAGCCUGGUCGGUGUAAUUGAUGGACUUGCAGGCGGCCUUGAGCAUGACUUUGUUGCUCCUGAGGCGGGCAAAGAUGUUGCUUGGCUUAAGAACCACAAGAGCGACUUCCAGAAGUUGGCAUCUGAGGGAAACGAUUUAUUCGUCGGUAUCCUACAAGAAAUGGAAAAUCGCGAGGACCUCGUUGCAAAGCUCCAGCAGGAUUAA